Molecule: messenger RNA, 2661 nt
Organism: Theobroma cacao (cacao)
Lineage: Eukaryota; Viridiplantae; Streptophyta; Magnoliopsida; Malvales; Malvaceae
Product: rab GTPase-activating protein 22
Biological process (GO): activation of GTPase activity
Molecular function (GO): GTPase activator activity
Source: RefSeq, a predicted model, not a curated record
UCUUUAACUAGAGAUGAGGCCUCUUUUUCUCUCUCUAAUAAAGCUCUAGGAACAGUAAUAGAGAAUAGGGACGAUCUGUGGAGUCGAGUCUAGAGCGAGACAAAAGAAAAAGACUUUGGCAAUUGAUUGGGCCAAAGAAAAGUUAUUAAAAAUAGAAAGAAACCAAAACCAAAAGCAGAACCAGAAACUAAAGCAGAACAAGUAGAAACAGAAGCAGUUGGUUUUCAGUUGGGGGCUUAGCUUUGAGAAGGCAGGCAACGAACAAAGCAAGAAGAAAGAAAAAAAAAAAAAAACUCAGAGGAAGGAGAAGAAGAAGAAGGUCUUAAGAAAAGCAAGGGGCAGUUCGGGCAUUUCAGUUUGGGCUUCAUCCAUCUCAAAAACUUCCAUGGUCCCCUCUGGCAACAACAUCCCCACCGGAAUCCACCACUUUGGCGGCGGCGGAGGCGGCGGAUUCUGGUCGGCUGUGGCGACGCCGCCUUCCAAAACUGCCGUCGCCGUCACCGCCCUUGCCGGCCUCGUCCUCUGCGCUGCCAUUUUCUACAACAGCAGUAGGUAAAAAAAUCCAAAAAAACUGAUCGAUCAAUGCUAAGCGAUAAAAAAAUCUCCGAAAACCCUAGUAACGAUAGGUAGUGAGUGUAGUUGAUAAAAUUCAAAUUCUAAUAGAUGAGAGCUCUUAGACGAAGUCAGACUUCGUCUUCAUCUCCCAACUCACCCUCAUCAUCGUCGUCUUCGUCGUCUUCGUCAUCGUCGUGGAUUCAUUUGCGUUCGGUUCUUUUCGUUGUUACUUCUUCUUCACCAGCUUCUUGUUCUUCCUCUGAUCGUGGUAGACUCAAAUCUCCCUGGUCUCGCCGGAGAAAGAAACACGCCCUUUCACCUCAGCAGUGGAAAAGUUUGUUUACAUCUGAUGGUAGACUACGGGAUGGUGGAGUCAAGUUCUUGAAGAAAGUUCGCAGUCGAGGUGUUGAUCCAAGUAUUAGGGCUGAGGUUUGGCCCUUCCUCCUUGGAGUCUAUGACUUAAACAGGGCCAAAGAAGAAAGAGAUGCUGUUAAAACUCAGAAAAGGAAGGAAUAUGAAAAACUCCGCAGAGAGUGCCGCCGGCUCCUAAAACACAGCAGUGUGAGUUUUAAGUUGACUGAAAUUGGUGGAACUUGUCAAAAUGGAGAUGGUGGUAGUCUUAUUCAGGAGACAGACACAUCUGGCUCUGAAGACGUGGUUAGUGCAAGAGAAUCUCUCUCUAGUGAGGAAAGGAGCCCAGAUGCUGAGUACUCAGAUGAACCAUCCAGUACAUUGUUGGAAGGAGAUGAUGGUUCAAGAAGAAUAACAAAUGCUGAUGUGUCAGCACUGAACAGUGAGUCAUCGGACUCUGACUCUUCAGAAGACCCUGAAGUGAUUCAGGAUUCCCCCUCUUCAGAAGGCAGGGAGGAAAAUGAUCCUGAUGUGUCUUCAAAAAGGAAUGUUUCUCCCUCAAGCACUGAAGGCCUGUCAAAACUACAUGCAACUGAAGAUUUUUCCACCUGGCAGCGGAUCAUUCGCCUAGAUGCAGUGCGAGCAAAUGCUGAAUGGAUGCCACACUCUGCUUCUCAGUCUGCAGUAUCGGAGGGGAGGGCACAUCGUUCAGCUGAGGCUGUUGGGUUAAAGGAUUAUGAUCACCUGGACCCCUGCAGAAUUUUCCAUGCUGCACGUUUGGUUGCUAUCCUUGAAGCUUAUGCACUUUAUGACCCCGAAAUUGGCUACUGCCAGGGCAUGAGUGAUCUCCUUUCUCCAAUAAUUUCAGUCAUCCCAGAGGAUUAUGAGGCUUUCUGGUGUUUUGUAGGUUUCAUGAAGAAAGCUCGACAUAAUUUUAGGCUUGAUGAGGUCGGGAUAAGAAGGCAACUUAAUAUUGUUUCCAAGAUAAUCAAAUGUAAAGACUCUCAUCUCUACAGGCAUUUGGAGAAGCUUCAGGCUGAGGAUUGCUUUUUUGUUUAUAGGAUGGUGGUGGUACUGUUUAGGAGGGAAUUGACAUUUGAACAGACAAUUUGCCUUUGGGAGGUAAUGUGGGCAGAUCAAGCAGCCAUUAGAGCUGGGAUUGGGAAGUCUGCCUGGAGCAGGAUAAGACAGAGGGCGCCCCCAACAGAUGAUUUAUUGCUUUAUGCAAUUGCAGCUUCAGUGUUGCAGAGAAGGAAAUUGAUCAUAGAGAAGUACAGCAGCAUGGAUGAAAUUUUAAGGGAGUGCAAUAGCAUGUCUGGGCAACUUGAUAUAUGGAAACUCCUAGAUGAUGCGCAUGAUUUGGUGGUAACUCUUCAUGACAAGAUAGAGUCAUCCUUUUGAUCAUUGCCACUUUGUCCACUAAUUUUAUGUGCUUCAGUUCUUUCUUGAACCUGGGUUCUAUGGGUAUUUCAAGUCUCCUUUUUAAUGCACUGCUUGAAAUGCUGUCUGUGAUGAGUUAUAUUUGCUUAUUUUGUCACUGCUCACUCUCAAAGGCUAAGUAGGCAGUGGCAGUAGUUGAAAAAUGAGUAGAUAAAUCUGCAUUCCAUUGCUCCAUUUUAGCAUACGAGAUAGGAAGAUAUCCAUGAUCACUUCUGUGUCAAGGCAGGUAGGCAGAGCCCGUAAUUCCAACCACUGUACCAUAUUGCAAGGGAAAUAUUAAGACCUUGAUCAUGUGAUUCCAUCGAAUUUCCCUUU